CUUAGCUCUUUAUGAAUGCAUUCGAAAAGAAUGUUAAAUGUAGUCUAUAUGGCCAUCUGGAUCGAUACACCAGACUAUCUGGGUCUCUGAGCAACCAAACACACUGGUUAGACGCGUGCAAGAUUGACUUACCACACAAAAGUGAAAUUUUAACUACAACAGUGCAAACAAUAAGAAUUUUCUAAAAUACUCUAGCAUUGAAAGAAAAUGAAUCUUUCAAUAACCGAAACAAAGUGGGUAAAGUUUGGAAAACCUCAUGACUUUGUUUUCAUUGGAAAGGAAAUCAUUGCUACGGCUUCCGGUAUUUACGUGAAUUUUUUGGAUCUGAAUACAAGAGAAAAGCGAAUCGAGCGUUUUGAUAAUAAGGAAAGGGGCGAUGGCGCAUCAUGUUUGGCUGGACAUCCGACAGUUUCCAUGUUUUCUGUGGUCGAAAGAAAAUUUAAUCCGAAAAUAUCGAUAUUUAUGUACCCAACGCUACAAAGAAUUUCCAGAUGCGUGCUACCCGAUCGAAUUAAUGGUUAUUUAUCCUGUUCUUUCGCUGGUACAGAAUAUCUCAUAAGCCUGACUAACUUCCCUGAUUUUCAAUUGAUUGUAUGGCUCUGGAAAACCGGCAAGCACGUCGCUGUCCUUAACACGAAGAUUAACGAUCUCGUUCAAGAAAUUUGCUGUUCACCGAAUUCUCCGUAUUUGAUAUCACAACUCGGAAUUGUCGACGGCACGCUCUCGAUCUGUCAAGUACGCACGUGCUCGAAAAUCGUGAGUAUACAUCACGUGGACGUGCCAGUUCCGGAACACAGAAUUGUGUCUUCGUCCUGGACGCCGGAAGGAAACCUGUUUGUCUCGGACGAAUUCGGUAAUGUAUGGCUCAUGGCGAUAGAUGCUAAUAAACUAUACUCGGUGGUAAAAUCGAAAACACUUGAAUCACCGAAGAGCAGACCGAUCGUCAUCGCUCAUAGGACUGGCGUAAUAGUUGUGAAUACUGAUAGUGAAAUUACAUUUUAUAAGAAAUCGUUGGUAGACUGGAAUGUGUCGUGGCAAUUUGUAUGGUCAAUUUCGACUUUUCAUUCCAUUCAAGUAGGAAAGCAAUAUUGUUUCAAAGAUGGAAUUUUACUUCACUCAAAAAGCGGAGAGAUUUUUGAAAUAAAUACGCAGUACGACAACGUUCCUCACAUAGAAGUUAUUUAUACGGACGAGAUAGAAUACAAAGCACUAUUUUCUAUAUCUCAACGCACAGAUCACGUCGCAGCAAUAGAUCGAUUAGAUCGUCUUUGCAUUUUCGAGGUAUCGACUGGCAAACUGAUUGGAAAAUUAUCUUUGAAACAUCAUGGUGAAGUUGUUCGUGUAGAUUCACAUCCUACUUUACCAAUACUUGCAGCAUGUAGUGUUGCUGGCAAUUGUAUUUUUAUCGAUAUUACAUCAUUACCUAAAAUCAUUAACUGUUUUCAUCUUUAUGGAGAUUUCUUGGACAGAAUAAAAUUCUCGCACUAUGGCGAACUUUUAGGAAUUGGCAACUCUCAAACUGGCAAACUAUUUAUUAUUGGCAAACAAUUUAAACAACAGCCUGUGGAUGUUCUUGGACUUGUAGAAAUUGAUGGACAUAUUGCUGACUUUCUGAUAUACAAAAGAAACAAUAGUCGCUUCGAAAUCUUAGUUCUCGCAACAACCAAUCCUUCCAUGGCUUCGAUUGGUGGUAAUAAAGCGAUCAUGUACACUUGCGAAAUCUCGAAUAAUUUCUGCACACGUAUUGUAUGUACGGUAGAUCUAUCAAAACCUUACAGAAUGUUUUAUGGAACGAGUAAGCCUCUGAAUAUAUUGGGUAUACCCUCCUUAUCUAAACAGUUACAUCAAAUGGAAAUACAGGACGAUUUUCAAGAAGUUGUCCUCACAGAAGCACUCUUUUCGAUGCAUCAGAUGAGGAAUAUCGGAAUAUAUGUGACUGAUUCUCGAGUCUUAACAUAUGGAUACGAUGGCUUAAUUGUAGUCAGAGAUAGCAUGGAACUUCGCAAAGUGAUUGCGAUUUUUAUGCCACACCAUCGCAGUAAAGGGGGUAUAAAGUAUGCAAUUUCUUCACGCUUUGGCGAAACAAUGGUUUCCCUCGGUAGAAAUGGAGAUAUCGUUGCUACUCGAGUUCGUUUACAAGAACCGGAAAUAAAAACAAAUUUGGCAGAAAGUAGAGAUGCGAAUAUACAUUUAUCGAUUGAAGACUUCGUUUCCGGUCCAAAUAAACUGUACAGUUUAACAGAAGAAACCUGGUUGGACAAUGUAAUCGCUGCUAAGCUGAAAGCUGAACGAGACGAAGCUCUACUCCUACGAGCUUCCAUCAUAACUGAUUUGGAGAAAAUAAAGAAUCAGAUACGCGAACUUCUCGAUAUAAAUGAGAGCAAACCACCAAAUGCUCGAUUGCCGAUUUCGGCUUUUGAUUUAGAUCGCAAAGCUCGGCUGCAAAAAAUAGAAGAGGCGCGACUUGAACGAGACGAAAUGCGUCAAAAACUCGAAGAAGAAUGCGUUCAACGAGAUCAAAUAGCAUCGUAUAUCCGCGAAUUAUUCUGGGAUCCGCUACAAGUAAAACCAUGUGCAAUUAAAACUAUCGGAGGUGAUACAAUAGUUUAUAAUUAUCCCCUCGUCGCAUCGACUCGGAGAAUGAAUGACUUUAAAAUAUGGGAUAGGCUCUCUUCGGAUGCUGACGAGUUUUUGUACAGUUACGAGGUGUAUAAUAAGUCAGUAGAUGAAGAAGACGAUUCAAGACGAGGAUCCGUAGCAUUCGAUUCUGAUAAAGAAUCCUCGACGAAUAGUUAUGAUGAAAUCAAAAUAUACGAGAUAGCUCAAACAUGGUAUUCACUGGCGGAUGAAGAUGAAAGAUUAUGUAUAUCAGGUAUUAUGACGCAUAAAUGGAUUGAUGAUGAAAGCAUAACUUCAACGCAUCAGCUGUUAUUUCCUCGUGACAGUAAUCUUAAAACUAUUCUCGAAAAAGAUACUAUCAUCGAAAAUCGAGAACGUAAAUUAAAGAUGUAUUUUAAUGAUCUUUUCGAAGAAAUAAGACGCGCGAAAGAACGUGAAUUAAAAUGUACAAAGGACCGCAUCGAUAGACUUCGAUAUUGCGCUUCCGAGUUAAAGACAAUGUUCGGAAUAGAUUCCGCUCUAGAACCAAUCGAUACACCGACGUGGAAUGUCGAAGAGAUACCCGAUUAUAUAGUCACUGUAAAAGAUCACGAGAUAUUUGAAAAACAGUCACAGCGAGGAGAAUCUGAAAUUGUGAUGGUUGAUAAGAAUCCAAAAAAUGAAGAAGAAAACAGAAGAAACAGUGAUUUUUAUGAGAUAGCUCUCGAAAAGAUGAUGGAUGGUGUAUUAGAAUCAAAAUGGGAAGACGAAGUUAAAAAAGAAAUACCUGUACCUAAAUGCCUAAUCGUAAAAGAUCCUUCGAAAUAUACCGAUGAAGACAUCGCAGUUAUCGCGUCGUACAAAUCCAAAGUGCAAACGUUGAAAGAAGAACGAGAAAAAUAUAAAGCAACGCUGCAUACGGAGAUCGUCGAGACGAAAGAAGCCUUACAGAGAGACGUCGCGGAAUUCAACGACAAGUUAAAGGAUCUUGAAUUGAAAAAGAUACAAAUUGAAUGCGCGAUCUUGCAGGAGAGAUUGAUGAGGAUACGCACGAUCCGGAGACACCGGUCCGAGGUCGAAGGCAGACAAAAAAUCGUCCGUUUCACUGAGGACGAACUGGCACCGGCAACGCGAGAGGCCCGCAAACUCGUCGAGGAAUGCAACUCGCUCGAGGUAGUCGUGGCGGAGUUGAAGUCUCGUUACGACAAUCUCAUCAAGGCGGAGAAACGUCAGGAGGCCAAGUUCCGCAGCGAAUUCGCGGACUUAAAGCAGCCGCUGGUGGAACACUUGCUCAGGCAUUACAAGAAGCGACCCAGGACAGGUCGCCUCAUCACCACGUCCGUCACGUAUCUGACGGAAGUAGCGAGAUGCGUCGCGGCCAGCGAGUUGUCGGAGAUCUUACCGCGCGAAUGCCUGGACUUCCUCAGAGGCAUGGAUGCGUUGGAUACGAUGCCCAGAAACCUGCCGUCGCAGAUUAACGUCAAUCACUGGCGAACGAUGUGUAAGCUGAGAAGAGCGAAGGUCGAGACCGAAACGAAGGUGAGAUGCUGCGCGGUAGAGAUAGCCGAGGCGGAAGAAACGUUGUCGUUUUAUCAAAAAGCGGUGCAAUUAGCUGACAACGUCGUUGUCUGCAAGAAGGCCUAUCUGGAGAACAUAGAGAAGUCCUUGAUGCAACGUGCUGAGAAAAUGGAGAUUCAGCUUGUCCUGAAAAUGGGCCAGAUCGAGGUGCCUCUGCAAGGUUGUCCAUCCGACUACAAGAACGCCGUUCUUGUCCCGCGCAAAGAACUCUUGCGUGUCAACGAUUGUAUCCUCGAAGCUGGAAAACGCAAACUGGCGGCGAUGCACAAAUCCAUGCACUUGCGAAAGGUCGUAUUGCAACAGGAAUGGGAGCAUAAACGCGCGAAGAUGGUACUGGACGAUUUGCAGCAGGAGCUGAAAGAUGUUGCAGAGUUCAAGAUCACGAGAAACGUCCUUGAAUUUUUGACCCGUGAUCUCUGCAGUGUAAAUCUGGAAAAAGAUUACGAAAAGAUACAAGUCAAUUUGCAAAUAUUUCGAAACAAAUUUCGCGAGCUGUUAUCACUGGAACAGGCGUCUUUGAAGGAAACGAAGCGAGUGACAGCUAAAUGGAAGAAGAAGAACGAUAAGAUGUCAAAGGAGAUCAAAUCUAAGUCGUCGGACGUUGAAGUGUUUCGAGGGUUGCUUAACGAUCCGUGUCGCAAGAAAGACGAAGAGUCUCGUAAGAUGAGACUUGUUACGAUCGCGAGACGUACCAAACUUAUCAUAAAAGCGGAGAACAAUUACGAGCAGCUGCUAACCUUACACGCUCGUCUAGAAGUCUUAAAGUUGCGAACGUAUCCGACCUUACAGUUUAAAACCGCAUAAUAAAACCGCAUAAGAUUUAUAUGAGGAAAAAGAUUGUCGGUUUUUUUUACAAAAUAGUGAUGGUUGAAAAUUUCUCGGUAUUAAUUUAAUAAAACUGUUUCUUCUCCUACUAAUAAUAAA
Molecule: messenger RNA, 5100 nt
Organism: Nylanderia fulva
Lineage: Eukaryota; Metazoa; Arthropoda; Insecta; Hymenoptera; Formicidae
Product: cilia- and flagella-associated protein 43
Biological process (GO): cilium assembly
Cellular component (GO): axoneme
Molecular function (GO): protein binding
Source: RefSeq, a predicted model, not a curated record